AUGUUUGUUCUUCCGCCCCCUCCGCGAUACCCUUCGCACUCGGGCGCCUAUGGGGCCAUGGGCGCCGGCCUUGCUCCCAUGAUCGAAACGAACAACGUCCUCUCCAAUCCCGAGGGACCCGAGUACCAGUUCCUGGUCGGCGAGGGCACCUACGUGCUGAAAGAAGACCUCCACCUCGCGACGCCGCCGCCGCACCCCUCCGAAGCCCCAGUCGUGAACCCGAAUCCUCUUGCGACGAACCCACAGCCCGCGACCUCGGGAACCAAGCUCUCCUUGAUAAGCCUUGAUGUGCGCGCCGCGCCGCCCUUCUUCUACAAGGGCUCCUCCGCCACGACGUUAUCGCUGGGAGGCGAUAUCCAGGAACAUCCCAGCGAGGGCCGAUACUCGACCGAGGCUGGGCUUAGCAGUGACGGAGGCGGCGGGUCUCUUAGCGAUGCGCCCCCGACAUCCUUGACCAUGGUCUCGGCUCCGGCGUUUGGCGACGGUAAUACCGCGCUGGCACCGGCCAAUACCAAGGACGCUGCCAAGAAGAAGGUGGCUAAGCCGAAGAACAAUAUGACUAAGAGUAAUUCUUCCUUCAUUUCCAGAGUGAUAAUCAAUGAAAGCUUGGCGAAGAAGCUGCAGGAACGGCCGACAGACGGUGUGUUCGCUUUUGCCAACAUCAACCGAGCGUUUCAAUGGCUGGACCUGUCGUCGCCAACAAAGGCCGACUACCUGACCAAGAUUCUGUUUACCAAGGCCCACUGCCUAUGCCACGACGUCAACCCAGUCACUAAGAACAUUGCACAUAUUGAUGUCAUCAUGGGCUUCUCUACCGGCGAGAUCAUCUGGUGGGAGCCCGUUUCGCAGCGGUACACUCGGCUGAACAAGAAUGGCAUCAUCAACGGUACGCCCGUCUCUGAGAUUAGGUGGAUUCCCGGCUCCGAGUCUCUCUUCCUGGCAGCGCACAUGGACGGCUCGCUGGUGGUCUACGACAAGGACAAGGAGGAUGCGCAGUUCUCGCCGGAAGAUGAGUCGCCAACAAACAGCUCGAUGAACGGAGAGAGCGACUCGGCAAGCGGCGUCAACCACAACCUCAAGAUUCAGAUCAACAAGUCGGUUCACUCCAAGAACCAGAAGACCAACCCGGUGGCAUCAUGGAAACUGUCCAACCAGCGGAUCAAUGCAUUUGCGUUUAGCCCUGACAACCGACAUCUGGCAGUGGUCUCGGAAGACGGCUCGCUCCGUAUCAUUGACUACCUGAAAGAAGAGCUGCUCGACCUCUACCAUUCAUACUACGGUGGCUUCAUCUGCGUUACGUGGUCUCCGGAUGGCAAGUACGUGCUGACGGGAGGCCAGGAUGACUUAAUCUCUAUCUGGUCCGUCGUAGAGUCGGCCAUCGUAGCACGCUGUCAGGGUCACCAAUCCUGGGUGACAUCGGUAGCGUUCGACCCGUGGCGCUGCGACGACAGGAAUUACCGGUUCGGAAGCGUCGGCGAGGACUGCAGGUUGUGCCUGUGGGAUUUCAACGUUGGCAUGCUGCAUCGUCCCAAGGCUGUACGUUGCCGGCUUAAGUUGGGCGCCGGAGAGCGCUAUGUGCACGAAAAAGGCUGA
Molecule: messenger RNA, 1593 nt
Organism: Colletotrichum navitas
Lineage: Eukaryota; Fungi; Ascomycota; Sordariomycetes; Glomerellales; Glomerellaceae
Product: WD40-repeat-containing domain protein
Exons: 5
Coding region: 1-1593 (530 amino acids)
Biological process (GO): carbon catabolite repression of transcription
Cellular component (GO): cell division site; cell tip; nucleus
Molecular function (GO): protein binding
Source: RefSeq, a predicted model, not a curated record